Molecule: messenger RNA, 1153 nt
Organism: Ostrea edulis (European flat oyster)
Lineage: Eukaryota; Metazoa; Mollusca; Bivalvia; Ostreida; Ostreidae
Exons: 3
Coding region: 191-931 (246 amino acids)
Source: RefSeq, a predicted model, not a curated record
AACUUUACCGACAAUUAACACUAGCAGUAUCGAAUCCAACAAAUGUAAUUCAAGAACAGUGAAAAAAGUAUGUGAAGUGGACCCGUUUUAUCCAAAAAAGAGCAAUGGAGAGCUUUUGCAACCUGAAGACUUGGUUCAUUUUGUUAUAGUGUAUUCAAAAUCCAACUACACCGAAGUUGAAAGCUUUAAAAUGUGGUUCCAAGGCCUUAUAGGAGAUAAUCGUGGAACUAUGGUCAAACUCUAUGAUAGUGAAGAGUUUCCAGCUGAUGUAGUGCAAUCAGUAAAAGAAAUUUACAACAGAGCCAUUUUUGUCUUAUUCUACCUCACAGUAGAAUUUACUGAGGAUCAUUUAUCAUCUUUCUUAAAUGAAGAAGGAAUGGGUCAAACGAAACUCACUUAUGCAGCUAUUCGCCAAGAACACAAGUAUUCAUAUCUUGCACAUGGACACAAACAAGAUUGUAGACGACCAAUUCAGACUAUGCCCCCAGGAAGCUAUGAAACUCCAGUUGGAUUAACCACUGUCAAAUCAAUUGAUUAUUUCAACUUUAAAUACCAAAAGGAACACCUGGAAAAGAGUUUGAAAGAACUAGGGGAAACUGCUAGAAAAAGGUUCGAGGACAGAAAGAGAGCUAUGUUUAAAUGCCUAUAUCCUGAGAAUGAGAACGAUUAUUUGUCAAGUACACCUAAACAUGCAUCGUCUUCUUUACAGACAUCAGCUGUGUCUUCGUCAUCUGAAGACAAAUCAAACAAUGAAGAUAACAAGCAGUCAGAAAUCAAUGAAGGCAAGCUUGACACACUGGUAGGACAACCCGAAAUUGUUUCUUUAACUCCUUGUCUUGCUGGAUACCUUGAGCUGUGCAGUAGCAGCAGAUACCUGCUUUACCUAUACCAGAAGAAUAAUAUCCAAAUUCUAUGGGUGACUGGCAAUUGAGUUGCAGUUUCACAAAGACUUUCCCUUGUAGAAUAUGACCUGUAUAAAAAGUAAAACAAAACCAAAUUAAUAUCAAUACAGAAAACAAAUUUUUGUUAUGAUUUCACACUUGUUUAAUCACUUUAUUCAAGACGAUUUUAAUUUGUAUCAUUAUGUGCUUGAAUAUAUGACAGAUGCUAAAACAUAAGAAGAUAGUAUUUCUGCAGGCUGUUUGGCAUGAUG